AUGGCCGAGACGGCCUCCGCGACUGUACCCGCGACCAGCGCGCAGCCAGCAGCCGCAACAGCAGGGGCUCCGAAUGCGCCGGCUGACCAAAACGCGACUAAUCGUGGCUUGCCAUACUACGAGAAGCUGCGGCGCGAGCUGCGGGAUACGCUGGCCAAGAAGCGGAUGAUGGACAGGAGCAUGGCCCAACUAGAAGACCAGAUCUUCCGCUUCGAACAGUCCUACCUUGAAGAAACAACUGCAGGCAACAUUAUCAAAGGCUUUGACAACUACAUCAAAGGCUCAGCCAACACGUCAACCCUCGGUGCUUCAGGGCUGGGCAUCGGAGGAGGCGCGCGCCGCAAGGCCCAAGUCACAGACGCUGAUCGAGUUUUCUCCCGAAGUUCAGCAAGUUACAUGCAGCAGGAUUCACCCGGUCCCUCCUCUGUACAAACCACGCCCUCCCACGCAGCGACACCCACGUCUACGCCAGGGCCAAAUGGCCUGAAUAGGACCAAUGGAGGGGACGUGUCUGUCUCAGGAAAUGCUGCGAAGAACUCGUCCGGAUCAUCGAAGAAUAAGAAGAAGGCCGGCGGUGGAUCGAAGAAUACGAAAGGCAAGACGGAGGAGCUCUCCGAUGAUGGCGAGAAGCCGUCUGUGAAGCGCCUCAAGAUUAGCUAUGGGCGGGAUUAG
Messenger RNA from Penicillium chermesinum, 672 nucleotides. RefSeq names its product chromatin modification-related protein EAF6/MEAF6. The transcript has 3 exons. Bases 1 to 672 code for a protein of 223 amino acids. Gene Ontology annotation, cellular component: NuA4 histone acetyltransferase complex. The record is from RefSeq and is a predicted model, not a curated record. NCBI's taxonomy places the organism in Eukaryota, Fungi, Ascomycota, Eurotiomycetes, Eurotiales, Aspergillaceae.